Paramecium tetraurelia is the source of this 1119-nucleotide messenger RNA. RefSeq lists its product as uncharacterized. The transcript has 2 exons. The record is from RefSeq and is a predicted model, not a curated record. NCBI's taxonomy places the organism in Eukaryota, Ciliophora, Oligohymenophorea, Peniculida, Parameciidae.
AUGAAAUAAUAAACAUAUUAAAGUAGCGUGAUACAAUUAGCAGCCCAAAGCUCUGAAAGAAUAAAGAAAUAUAUCAAUUCUAAUCAUAAUUCAAGCUUUGUGAAAAGUAUUAGAAGUGGAAGCAUUCCAUUAUUAAAUCCUGAAUUACAUGAAUUUGUUAAUCGAACCCAUGAUCCCAAUCCUCCAAUUUAUAAUAAACGAUAUAAGCCUGCUAAAAUAAGAGCAUAGGAAGCUUAAGAAGAAUUUAAUAAUAAUCAUCUUCAGGCUGGGCCAUACAAUUGCUUCCCUAAAAACAUGAGAAAUGAAAUCUUGGCUGCUGAAUAAAUGCCUAUGAGAUAUGGUAAGAACCCAAGAACAGAGAAUGAAAGGCUUUAAGAAAAACUGGAAAAUACUUCAAUUAUAGAUCAUUCAUUCAGAAAUGUAACAAUGAUCUCGAAACCUAACUGGAAAGCUACUAUGAAAGAGAAAUGGAUGAGUCAAGAUACAUUUAAGUCAUAAUCUGCAAAUUUCAAUUCUAAACAAGCUUGGAGUUAGAUACCUUAUCGCAAUCCAGAGGAUAAUUUUAUUUAUCUUGAAUAAGAGAAUUCUCAAAUUGAUUUUAAAAGGUUCCGAUAGUAAGAAUUAGAAGCAUCAGGAAAGUUGCCUUUUAAUCCUGUAAUAAAGAAAAACCCUUACACCACAUAUUCCACAAGCCUACGUACAUUUAAAUAAGAUGAAGCAUUUGGCAUAUAAGAAAAAACUAUGUUCUCGCAAAACACUUAAUUAAAAUAUUAUAAAAGCGCCCUUGUUUCAACAAAAUCAGUAGAUCAUCUAAUGCCUUACAAUCAUAGUAAUAAUAUCCAAGCUCUAAAAAACAUUUUUCCGAAUGCUGAAAAAUAAUAUCCCAAAUAAAAAGAUAUAAAUCAGAAACUCUAGAUUUAAUCUAAAGAUGAAUUUCCUAAACUUCAUUAAGAUUAGCCAUCUCCAAUUCACGAAUAAUCAUAACCAGAAUAUAUUAUAAAGACAAAUUUCGAAAAAACCAGUGUUCCCUUAAAAAAAGUAUACAAACCAUUUAAACCUUAUUCUGAAGAUGAAGCCAAAUAAAUAGUGGAUAAAUAUUUUUGCAAAUAAUCGUUUUGA